Messenger RNA from Cladophialophora yegresii CBS 114405, 183 nucleotides. RefSeq lists its product as uncharacterized. Bases 1 to 183 code for a protein of 60 amino acids. The record is from RefSeq and is a predicted model, not a curated record. NCBI's taxonomy places the organism in Eukaryota, Fungi, Ascomycota, Eurotiomycetes, Chaetothyriales, Herpotrichiellaceae. The transcript has a single exon.
AUGGCCGCGAACGGCGAAACAGUGCCCCAGGGCACCAGCGAGGUAGCCGAUGUUGGUAAAGGGAAGGGCAAGGCGACCGAGCCAGCGGAAAUCACCAUGGAGGAUGACGAUGAUGAAGAAGAGUCCGCAGAGGAAGAAGAGGUACAGUCCAAUAGAAACUCUCGCCUGGCACGCCAAUACUGA